GUUUUCGAGAGGAAUUCAUAAAUAUCAAGGUGAUCUUCAUUUGAAGGAGAAAAAGAAGAAAUCAUACUUCUCUUCUCUUGAAGGAGACUUUGGAGUUGUAAUUUAAAAUAAGGGGUCUUCAACUCGAUUUAUAGAGGUCCUUUUUCAAAAAGUAAGAUGCGUUCAAAAUUGCUGGGCAAAAAUGUUUUGUGGGGCCUGGGGGGUCGCCGCCGACAGAGCCGACGAUUCUCAAUAAUGUUGACAUUAUUUGGAGUCUGGAAUCUGACUCGUUAUCGUCGGUCCGAGCUCAAGCCUCUUUCUGGGGCCGCCCGGCAGGAGUCACGUGAAAGUGGCCCAGUCACUGAAGGCUACCGUCCCGUUCACGUCGGGUUGGACUUCGCACGGGACACGCAAGAACAGGAGCAAGACUCUUUCCACUUUCCACUUUCCACUUUCCAUACCGCGACGGAAAGGAUGGAAGUGCGAAUCCGCAAUCAUCGCUCACUCCGUCGUGAUUUGCAUAUAAAACGCUUGGCUUCGAAGGAUGGAAGGGCGAAUCCGCCGCAAUCGUCGCUUACUCCGUGAUUUGUAAAGAAAACGUUCGGCUCCAAACCACAACUGGGCUGCUUGUUUCGGGCUCCGAAUAAGAUUUUGAACAGACAUUCAGUUAGAAGUGACAAAAUGAGUUGAGAACUAUUAAGUUUAAGUUUGAGUUCACUAGAAUGUAACUUAUUUAUAAACGGAUCAACUCAAACUCGGUCCAUUUAAUAAAUGGAUUUAAUAAGUUUGAAUUGGUGAUCCAUUUAAUUAAAAAUAUAUACUAUUUUCUAUAUUUU
This is a messenger RNA of Malania oleifera, 815 nucleotides long. RefSeq lists its product as uncharacterized. NCBI's taxonomy places the organism in Eukaryota, Viridiplantae, Streptophyta, Magnoliopsida, Santalales, Ximeniaceae. The transcript has 2 exons. Bases 157 to 564 code for a protein of 135 amino acids. The record is from RefSeq and is a predicted model, not a curated record.